UUGUACAGAAUAAAAGAAGGGAGGAGGAGGAAAGGGUAGAGGAAGAGCCAGCAGAGGAGAUCAGGUCCUGGCAAUGGCGCUCAGAGUGGUGACGGUGUUGGUAGCCGUUAUAUCGACGGCUGCUCUCUCCCUCUCCUCGCCCCCUCCCAUCUUCUCCUCCAUCUCCGCCUCCCCCGCCUCCCUCCCGGCCUUCCCGCCGGCGAUUUCCCCUGCUCCCGAGCUGCCUCCGCCAUCCCUCUCCCCCGACAUCACCCCCGAGUUCCCCACGCCGGGGGCCGGCUCCGGCGUCACUGGCAGCCCUUCCUCCAACGAAAUGCCCACGAUCCCGUCCACCCUCAGCCCGCCCAACCCCGACGACGUCGCCUCGCCGGAGCUCAACCUGGCCAGCUCCCCGGCCUCCUCCCCUGCUAAGAUGUCGUCCUCGGCGGUCAGGUUGGUGGGUCGAACUUCACUUCCUCUCUUGGUGUUCUGCUUCGUCGCCUUGCUGCUUCAUGUCAAGCUGGUCUGAGAUUACUCUCUCUGUUCUUUUGGGAGAAUUGGGUUCGUGUCUGUGAAAUUGGUCUUGUGAUUUUGGGGAGUUGAAUUUGUACCUUGGGGUUUGUUGAUUCUUUUAUCCAGUAGUUGUACAUUGUUUAGUUAUUUUUUUCUGGUGAACUGUGGAAGGAACGUGGAUUCCAUGUCAUUCUGAGCUGCCACUUGCAGAGAAAGAAUGGGAAAGGAUUUCCUAGCUAGAAAGUGUUUGUGUUGCCA
This is a messenger RNA of Nymphaea colorata (pocket water lily), 750 nucleotides long. RefSeq names its product classical arabinogalactan protein 26-like. The record is from RefSeq and is a predicted model, not a curated record. The transcript has a single exon. NCBI's taxonomy places the organism in Eukaryota, Viridiplantae, Streptophyta, Magnoliopsida, Nymphaeales, Nymphaeaceae. Bases 74 to 508 code for a protein of 144 amino acids.